Molecule: messenger RNA, 2877 nt
Organism: Macrosiphum euphorbiae (potato aphid)
Lineage: Eukaryota; Metazoa; Arthropoda; Insecta; Hemiptera; Aphididae
Source: the annotation of a GenBank genome assembly
AUGGAGUUAUAUUAUUUGAUUACUAUUUUAAGUUUUGUAACAUUCUGCUCAUCUAACAGAGAAAUUAUUUCAUUUAUCACACCUGAAAACUGUUCUGAGCGCGAGUAUUUUGUUCCCAGUUUAAUGACAUGUAGACAAUGCAACGAUCACCAGAAAUCAUCUUUAGAUCGGUUAAGUUGCAUUUGUGAAAAAAAUAGCAAAAUUGUUGAUAAAGUUUCAGAGUUUUCUUCUUGUGAACCAUGUCCAUCCAACUUCACUGCCACAUUGGAUCAUUUGCAUUGUUUGAAAAAGCCAAAUGUUACGUGUGGAUUAAAAGACAUAGAAUUGGAAACUGAACCUAACGGUUUGCCAUUGGCUAAAAAAUCGUGUAUCCGCUGUUCACCUGGAACAUUCCCGUCGUUAGAUCAUACACAGUGUUUACCCUGUCAAGUGGUGAAUUGCACAUGUCCACAGACUUCACACGAAUGGCUUUUAGACGGAACCCUGUGCGUGUUCAGCCAAAACCUGACUUUGUGGCCCGACGAAAGGGAAACGCACAUCGUCGAAUACGACGUCGUUGGUGUGGAUGUGGAGUCCAAGUAUUUGAAAAAGCAUUUGAGGGCACUUCUGUAUAAAUGCGUCAAAAUGAAAAACAGGAUGUCGUGCGAGUCUCUUGGAAACCUGUGCACGAUUCAAAUGUACAAGGACGAGCGGAAAGUCAAUCCAUGCAGGGUGUUUAAAGACUACAGACGCAUACCAACGUCAUCGGAUGCUGACCGUUUGCCAUUGCCUUGGAUUUACUACGGCGAAGGAGAUGCUUCUGUUGCGUUGAACAGGAAAAAAAUCACAUCUAAGUACACCAUAAGACCUGGGAGUCGUAAAAGCAAAUUGCAGCUGGUUGCGGCCAGAUAUAAUUUGAACGGAUCGUUAAUUAAAUUAUCCGAAUUGAGUCCCGUCGAGCUUCAACUGUGUCCUGGAUUAUGGAACGGCAUCGAGUCGGCAUUUCGGUUUGGUGCUCGAUACUUCCAGACAUGCAAUAUACCAGCGAAACAAUUGAUCGGACAAUUAGUGUCCACAGAGCCCAUAUUUUAUGACUUUUACUUACAAUACGAUGACGGUAAAAAGAACAUGUUGUACGCAAUACCGUUGUUGGUGCGAAACAUUAAAGUGGGAUCAACGUACCCAAAUAAAGGCAGAGAUAUAUCACAAUGGUUGUUAACAAGACGCAUGUUUCUGAUGGAUCUGUUUAGUGGAAUCUCUACUAAGACCCAAGGUUUGCCAACGGUCAUACAAUACUUAAAAACCGUUAAACUCGUAGUACAAGCUCAACGUGAAAUUGAAAACGAAGGAAAUAUCUAUCCUCCUUUUAUGGUUUUAGAAUACGGUCAGAUAACUGAUGAGAAUGUAUCGUCAAAUGAGCUGUGCCCAGUGACGUUCACAGUCGAAUUUUAUAUGGAAAACGAUAUACUGCAUUAUGUUGACAUGAGUUUGGGUAUUCUUAGUGGCUGUGUGUUCAUCUGGAGCUGUAUACACACUUGGAGUGAAUCAAAACGAUGUGGAAGAAUGGCAAUUGACUUGUGGACAGUUGGACAAUUUGCAAUUACUUGUUGCUCGCAUUUUGCCAAUAUGAUAUUUGUGGUUUGUCUACUAUUGGCUGUUCAUACAUUGUUCUUUUAUAAAGCUCAGAGUGUUGUUUACAUUCUUUUACCGUCUCAAGAUCUGGAAGCUGUUGUUAAUCGUUAUGUAGUUAUUGCAUUCCUAUUAAAAAUUGUUGAAAUUGUACGAUUAAUAUGGAAACAAACAACCAUUGAUAUAUUUUUAGUAGAUUGGGAAAAACCAAGAAUUUCACCAAAUCAGAAACAAAAUGGUAUAAUGGCUACACAAAAGCAAACUGUAAGCAUAUGGAGAAGCUAUUUUGUAGCAAACGAAUGGGCUGAAAUACAGACAAAAAGAAAAAUUAGUUUGCCAUUGCAAAUCUUGUUUACUAUACUCCUCUUAAAAAUUUAUGGUUUGGAAAAUUGGGCUGCAGCUGAGCCCGAAGUGCAUUUAACCGAAGUCCCGUAUAGACCGAUUAGUCAACUUUUAGGAUUUGGUAUGCUUGUUAUCGUGUUCAGUAUUGUGUACAUAGUUCAGUGGAUAACGACAGUAGCAAUAUAUGAGAGGUACAUAAAGAAUUGUAUUCAGCAGUUUGUCGAUAUCUGUUCGUUGGCCAAUAUCAGUGUGUUCAUUUUGUCUGCGGAAUUUUUUGGUUACUAUAUACAUGGCAGAUCUGCCCAUGGAUUUUCGGAUACUGACAUGGAGAGUUUGAUUGGCCAACUGAGAAGAGAAGAAGACAAUAUGGUAAGGCACAGAGGUUUGAUGCCAGGUACGGAGAAUCAGACGUUCGAAAUGACUAUUCCUUCAUCUUUGAAGACAUACUACCGACGAGUUAUGGCACCCUUGAACAAUAUCCAAUCCAAACAGAUCUCAGGCUCAUCGUUUAGAAUUAAAAAAGUAGAUAAAACAGAUAUGGUAAAAAUAGGCCAAGCAUACAAUAAUAUGAAUAAAUUCUUAGCAGCUUUCUUGGAUCACGCUUUAAAAGAUUUGGAUUAUGAAAUUCGUGAAAAGACUUUCGUCGAGAAGCUAUUAGGGAUUGAAUACUCAGACCCUUUGGACAAAGGAGUAUUUUUCAUAGAUGACGGGCAUUCGUUUGAUCAAGUGAUUUUUUACGGAAAUGAGUGUACUUUAGUAAUAUUUGACUUGAUGAUGUUGUCAUUUUUUUAUGUACUUACGGAAAAUAUCGUGCUCUCUGGAAUUAUUACAGGAUUUUUAAUCAAGGUAAUGAGCGUCAUCAGAACAACAUUUGGCAAAAGGAAUUUGGCCAAGAAAACCUUAAUUGAUGAGAGGUUUUUAAUAUAA